Plenodomus lingam JN3 is the source of this 351-nucleotide messenger RNA. RefSeq lists its product as uncharacterized. The record is from RefSeq and is a predicted model, not a curated record. Lineage: Eukaryota; Fungi; Ascomycota; Dothideomycetes; Pleosporales; Leptosphaeriaceae.
AUGCCUAUCAAACUGCGAGCUUGCAAAAGAAACAAUUUCGUUGGACGAGGUAGAUGGGAGCCGAGCAGGUCAUGGCAUUGCUACGUAAGUGGCAGAGAGCUGAGGUGCAAUGUCACCCAAGUCAGCGGUACGCAUCUGCAACUUGUGGCGGGUGACUGCUUCAAGCUUGGAAACCCACGAGCUGUCGCACGGUGUUCCAAGGUUUCCGGGUUUGGAAGUUUGGAACCAAAGCGACAGGGCUGGCGGUGGCCCCAAGGUCUAGAGUAUGCCACCUUGUGCGCGACGCUUGCCGGCAUCCCCCGGGUUGAGGAUAUCGCCAGUUCAUCAUACUUCAGGCAUCCAAGGGUCUAA